Messenger RNA from Cryptococcus wingfieldii CBS 7118, 1878 nucleotides. Its product is annotated as vacuolar protein. Bases 1 to 1878 code for a protein of 625 amino acids. Gene Ontology annotation, biological process: nucleotide catabolic process. The record is from RefSeq and is a predicted model, not a curated record. Lineage: Eukaryota; Fungi; Basidiomycota; Tremellomycetes; Tremellales; Cryptococcaceae. The transcript has 17 exons. Gene Ontology annotation, cellular component: cytosol. Gene Ontology annotation, molecular function: hydrolase activity.
AUGAGGUCCCGCAUCUCUCUUCCACUAGGCGUCACCCUCUUCGCCUUCACCGCCACCGCUUAUCAGUCCGCCCCUCAGGAUCUGCCGGUACCAACAAGACAGCUCGAGUGGAAGGAUGCCAACUUUCUUAGCAUAUCAGACUCUCAUGGUUGGCUACUGGGGCACCAGCAUGCGACAUGGCCAGAGCCCAAUUACUCUGGCGACUAUGGAACCUUUGCCUCGUUUGUCAGUCAUAUGCGGAGAAUAGCGGAGGAGAAGGAGGUCGAUCUCUUACUCGUUGACGCUGGUGAUCACCACGACGGCUCGGGCCUCGUGUCUUCUUCUGCGACUUCUGCCUCCUCCGCCGAGGACAUCUUCUCUCUCCUUUCGUAUGAUAUCAUCACAUGUGGAAAUCAUGAGCUGUACAAGUACAAAGACGCGUACGAGGAAUGGGAAAAUCAGGAGAGAUGGCAUGGCCGUUACGUGACCUCGAACGUCAAUAUCACCAUCCCGAAAGGGGAUGCUUUUGAGAGUGUACCUCUCGGCAAAACGCAUCUCAAAUUCACUACCAAACUGGGGCGCAAAGUGACAGCUUUCGGUGUGAUAUUUGACUGUAGGGGCAUCACUGUCCAGAAACCUUCAAAGGUUGUCGAGGAGGAGUGGUUCCAGGAUGUCAUCACAGAAGCUCCCGACUACUUUGUUGUGGCAGGUCAUAUGCCGGUCCGUGGAGAAACGGGGGAGUUUAUGACCGUGUUUGAUGCCAUCCGCAAGAAGCACCCCAAGGUCCCCGUGUACUUCUUCGGUGGUCAUACGCAUGUCAGGGACUGUGUCCAAUAUGACGAUAGGGCUAUCGGCGUGGUACCCGGGCGAUAUUUGGAGUCCGUAGCGUUCACUUCAUCAUCUUUGCCCUCGUACAAUGAUGAUGGAAAGCCUUUGGACGUUGCUAGGCGAUAUCUCGAUGCUAACCCCGUCUCGCGCUGGCACACCAACACCACGGAUGACACGUUCAACCUUGACAUUGGCCGUCGUAUCCAAGUGGCUCUUGCGCGCCUCUCUUCCUCACUCAAAAUCACCAAAUUGUAUGGUCUGGCGCCGCACGACUACUUUUUGACUCGACACCCCUGGGGUCAUCCCCGUUCGGUAGCGACGUUGUUUUCAGACAAGGUCAUUCCAGAUAUUCUGGAGGAUAAAGAGCGGGGUAGAGGGCAAAAGGGUGACGUUGGAGGCGAGAGACUCGUUGUUGGGAAUGCCGGGAGCUUGCGAUUUGACCUCUUCCAAGGCAGAUUUGACAGGAAUGACGAACUCACAGUUUCUCCAUUUGGCACAACGUUCCUAUACACCCGCCUUCCAGCAGGCCUGGCUCGAAACAUCACAGACCAGAUGAACCGCAAUGGCGCUUCCAAAUUGGUUCCAUCGUUGACUCCUUCCACACCGGUAGAAGAAGAAGCGCGUGUUCAGAGGAUCUAUGAAGAUUGGAUGAGGGAGCAAUCUUUGGAUUAUGAGCUGCAGCAGGAGGAGACGAGGUUGAGAACCGUGGGGCGAGGAGACCAGGCUGUUUUGGGUUUGGAAGGGGUAUCCCAGGUCAAGCCUAGGACGCUUGGCUUUGUGACAAAAGACAAGUGUCCAGGGAAAGGAGACGAUAUCGAGCAUAUACCCGUACCUUUCUACGAGGCUCAACCCGACUUUGUCUCCUCUCCAUUCCCUGAAGAUAUGCCGGACGACCAGGAGAUGGACGUUGUCUGUAUGGACUUUGCCCUCGAUGACUUCUUGACAGCAGUGAAUACCCUUGACCCUACUAUCAACCUUCAACCAUCCCAUAUGAAGCCUUAUGCCGAAGGCUUGACUAUUCAGGACGUCUUUGGAAAGUACGCAGAGAAGCAUUGGAGGAAAGGUCUUUAG